Molecule: messenger RNA, 5985 nt
Organism: Onychostoma macrolepis
Lineage: Eukaryota; Metazoa; Chordata; Actinopteri; Cypriniformes; Cyprinidae
Gene: nagpa
Product: N-acetylglucosamine-1-phosphodiester alpha-N-acetylglucosaminidase
Exons: 11
Coding region: 146-1906 (586 amino acids)
Source: RefSeq, a predicted model, not a curated record
CGAAGAAAUGAGUGACAGAUAAGAUCAGUUGAUCACGUGAUUCGCAUCAUAUGACCAGCACAUGUGAAAGACCUUUCAUCGAAGAAGACGGAUGUAAACGGGAUAGUAACGUCUAUUCUAUUUUAUUGUAUUAUACGUAUGUCUUAUGGCAACAUCGUCCGUGAAUUUCGAUCAGAUUUCUUUGUUUCUUAUAUACCUAGGAGUAUGUUUGUCCCAAUGCAAAGACAUCCGACAUUCUUCGGAUGAUGAUCUCUUGUUACCCUACUCCAAAUCCCACGGCCCAUCUCAUUCCCACCGCCAUGUGAGGGACUGUCAGCCCGUAGCUCAUGGCAAUGUAACCCAUGAAACCUGGGCAGCAAGCAAACACUCUAACUCUUCAUUGUUUGAGUCAAAUAUAUUCAUCUCUGACAUCACCGAUGACUCUGGGCACAGAUGGGUGAGUGGCCACAUCACAGAGGUUCAUGACCCACUGAGAUCCGUGUCUGUUCUGGAACCAGGAGGCCCUGGAGGGUGCACGUGGAGUCAUAGAGAACUGGUGGAGCACACUGCCAAAACUAGAAAGUGCCUUGUCGCCCAGAAUGGAGGCUUCUUUGACACUAACAACGGGCAGUGUUUGGGGAAUGUCAUAAGUGAUGGGAAACUGGUGAGGAACAGUGGAGGAAUUCAAAAUGCUCAGUUUGGAAUCCGAAAAGAUGGGACGCUAGUGUUUGGGUACCUGUCUGAGGAUGACAUCCUGGAUCAGGUAAACCCCUUCGUGCAGUUGAUCAGUGGGGUGGUGUGGCUGCUGAGAAAUGGUGAGAUCUACAUCAGUGAGAGCAUCCAGGCAGAAUGUGAUGAAACACAGAAGACCGGAAAAUUCCAGUACUUUGUUGACGUAAUAUCUGCUCGUACGGCGGUGGGUCACGAUGCAGAGGGCAAACUCAUCCUCUUCCACGUCGAUGGUCAGACGGGUGUAAGAGGAAUGAACCUCUGGCAAGUGGCAAAGUUUUUGAAGGAACAGAAUGUCAUUAACGCCAUCAAUCUGGAUGGAGGCGGCUCGGCCACUUAUAUCCUCAACGGAUCUCUGGCCAACUACCCUUCAGACCACUGCAAACCUCCGAAGUGGCGCUGCCCACGGGUGGUAUCCACUGUGCUGUGUGUUCAUGAGAGGCUGUGCCAGCCGGAGGACUGCAGCGGACAUGGGCACUGUGUGGAGGGCCAGUGCGUGUGCCAGCAGGGCUGGAGAGGCCCAGGAUGUGCCAGUCUCACAUGCCAGAAUGAAUGUGGAGAGCAUGGAAUCUGCACUGAGAAUGGAUGUGUGUGCGAUGCUGGAUGGAUGGGUUUAAACUGUAGCCAAGCAUGUGCAGCAGGUUUCUAUGGCGAUGACUGCAAUCAAACAUGUGCAUGUGCAAACGGAGGCUCAUGUGAUUCUGUUCACGGACGGUGCACCUGUCCUGCUGGUUUCCAUGGAGAUUCCUGCGAACAAGAGUGCCCUCUUGGAUUCUACGGGCUGAACUGCAAGCAGCCAUGCCAAUGCCACCACAUGUGCCCAUGUGAUGCUGCCACAGGAAGCUGCAACACCACAUACCAAGGAGAGAGAAACAUCAGCCUGCACAGAGCUGGUCACUGCCUGGCUACCCAGAUGUGGAGGGAAUGGAGACAAGAGGAGGAAGCUCAUGCUCCAAAACCCUAUUUAUCCGAACAAAGCUGGCUGGUUGUCUGCGCUAUCCUGGCAACGUCGCUGCUGGCCAGCCUCGCCGGUAACCUUAUCCAGACGUGCGGAAAAUGCAAAGCGCGCGGGCAGAGGGCGGACUACUCCUACUUGCCACUGGGAGAGAUCAACGGGUCCGUGGAGCGAAGAAAGGGGACGAAGUCUGGGAAAGGUCUUUUUCAGCGAGAAAACUCUGACUCGCAAGACUCAUCAUAACCGUGUUUCAAAAUGUAUGCACUUGUGCGGGUUCACGCCAAUGUGUCAUCCAGCAGAGAGUGAGCUAGAUAGCCAGAACAAGCCCUCAUUAGUCUGAGGAUGAGUAAAGGGUUUGUUUGUUCAUGCUGUGAAUCGAUGAGCUUUUGGAAGGGCCUCUUCGUCUUUGGACUGGGGUGCACAAAUUGGCGCUGAUGGACAACGAGAUGGGCGUUAGCAUCCCAACAGCUGUCUGCGCGGCUCAGUGCGUUUACAUUCGCCCCUGCUGAGUCUGUAGACGCUAGUUCAACACAUGCCAAGUGCCCUGAUUGUGCAGUCCGACUGCAUUUUGCACAGUUUCUUGUUUGUUUGGGUUUUUAGUACACUUUCAUUGUAGCUGCUAGCAAUGCAAGAACCGGUUUCUCAAGUGACAUUACUCAUAGUUUAAAAUACUAUUUCAUUGACCGCAAUGAAGACUUUUAUUUUGGUCUUCAAAUGAGAAGAGCAGCAAUAUCACCACUAAGCCUUUUUAUUGACAGAAUGGCCUAGUUGUUCCACCUGUUGCCAUAGGAACAGACGAGUUUUGAACUAUGAACUCUUUUUGCAGAAUCCUUCCUGCAGGAACUUGCCAAACUGCUAUUUUGAAACUGUUUUAUUGAAUGAUUUAUUUUUCCUCCUGUGGCUCUAGAGGUCAUUCAGUUUAUUUUGAUUCCAGCCCUCAGCCCUUUUGUUUCGCCUUGCCAACUCCUGCCAGCCUUAUCAUGGUGCUGUUUUGUGUGUUGUCUUAGGCACUUAGAACCAGCCAUAGAAACUCGAUAUGAAAAAAAAAACAAAAAAAUCAAGGCCUGGAUUGUUUUCACACUCUCUAGGAAAGCAAGAGAAGGACAUUUCUUUUCAAAGUUGCUCUUUUUUUCUCUGUUCUAAAGCAGUGAAUCUGGGCUUUGGGAAGAGGUUUGAGAUGAAGUGUUUUGUCAGAUUCUGUUUUAGCUCUGAAGCAUGACAAAUGUUAUGGAAGAGGAACAUUUACACAAGUCUGUAGUUCCUGUGUUGUUUCCUGUUCAGCAUUCAAAUAGAUUUAGGCUUGUCUUGUUUUAAGAGUUUAAAAAUUUCACAAGCAGACACGGAGACGUGUGGAAGGAUGAAUUUCAUUAAAACUGUCAAAACAUUCCAGAUCAUAUUAAACCCCAGAAUCAACUGAAUAAAUAAUCACAUUUUCCCCUUAAAAAUGAAUCCUAUUUUGCACUCUAAACUUUAUUUUUUUAACAUUUUGUGAUAGUAUUUUAAUGACAGCAAUGCCCACUUUUCAUCUGGAAUGUAUAAUAAUCUCUUAUUUCUCAUAACUAUAACACAUAAAAAUAUAUCUGUUAAAUUGUAAGUUAUUUAUAUAUCUUGAUGGUACUUGUUCUUUCUUUAACAUAUGCUAAUUUAAAUAAAAUACAGUAAAAGCAAAACACCUAGAUACAUGAUGAUAAUGAGAAUUUUGGGGAAAUUAGCUUGUCAUUAAAAAUGACGUUAUGAAGCACAAAAAUAUUUGAAUAGACAACAUUUUUCACACAAAAUAUCAUUUCUUUUUGUUGUUGUUUUGAGGUGAAAUUUAGCUUGUACAUCUUUCCGCCCAUAAAGUGAUGUCUUUAGUUACAAAGUUACAGAAAUAUCAUGUCAUAAACAAAAGGGAAAGGUGUUUGUCAGCAGUGCGAAACAUUUGACUGUUUAUUAACUUCCACCUAGCUCACUGCCUGCUUUGCAUAUGUUCUUCACUGCAAGCGACCUCUAUGCUGCUCGCCUUGUAAGUGUAAAGCAGACAGGGACAAAGACUUCAAUCCAGGUUUCUGAUGUAGUUUUUGAUUUCAAUCUAAUCAAGCAGGCAGAUGCCGCACAGGUUAGAGAGGGUACUUGUACAUGAUGCUAGUCAGAGCGUCUGAGGCUGCUGACACUCAUUUUAAGUGAGUGAUUCUGUUAUGUUGCGUGUCCUUUUCUUAAACAAUAGAAAUUGCUAUCAAAAGAAUAUGCAUAAUAAAUAAUGGUACAUUUAGUUUGUUUGCACAAUUGCUUGUGCGAUUAAGGAUUUGAUUGAUUGAAAGUUAUGUUGGAUCUCUCUAAUUCAGAUAGUCAGGUUGGCUUGAUUUUGAGGUUAGUUACAGCCUAACCUGUGUGUUAAUUACUUUCACCCGUUUAUGUCCUUGCAGGAUCAUUGGUGGAUAGCCUUUUGGAUUUCAAUGAAUGUAUGAAACAAAAUGAUUACAAAAUAAUAUGAACAAUGAGAUUUUUCUAUAUGAAAUGGCAAUUAUUUUUUUUACAUUGCAUAUAUGAUUGUGCACAAAAUGGCUGGUUUUCUGCUGAGCAUCCUCCCAAAAUACAUUUACAGUCCAAAUUUCUAUUUUCCAUCCACUGGAUCAGUUAAUAAAAUUUGCCUUUAAUGAACUCAUUAGGUUAUAUAAAGAUUGUUAAUGUACUGCUUCAUACUUGUCAGGCUGCUAAUCAAAUACACUGCUGUUUUAUCUGUUUUGAGAAUUGUGUUCAGAAACAGAUGUGUCACAGAACAUGAAGAUGUGGAUUUUAUUGUGCUGUUAAAUUUUUGUUAAAAAGUGGUUGUUCUGACUAGAUCGUUUCAACAAAGAACAUAUUUUUGCUUUAUCAUGUUUCAUUUAAUUUUGUGCUGGUUUGUCAGUAAUAUUUAAAUGCCAUGCCAGUAGCAUUGUUUGCCACUUUCUAUUCCAUUAAACUCCUUGCAAUAUGUUUGGAACAUUAUUCUUAACAUAAUGCAAAUGAGAGACUCUCUUUGUCUUUUCAAAAGUUGUUAAAUAGCAUUGAGUCAAUGGGUUACAAAUCAGGUCACAUUUAACAACAAACAAAAUGACUAAUAAAAGCCAUUUGUGUGCUUUGUCAUUGUUUUUCACGAUUGUCUGGAAUUUUCACUUUUUUUCCACUACAUUACUCAAAACUCAUCUGUUUGUCAUAUUUGCAUCUGACCAGGUUAAAGAUGGGGUCAUCCCUCAUCUAAACCAUUUUAUGUUGUAUUCCUCUCAAGCUUCUUAACAACAGUAGAAGUGCAAUACUGUACACCUUGAGGCAUACUAGUGUGAUUCAAUGACAAAGUAUCUUCCUCAAUUUGACGUUUUAAAAUUGUUCAGUGCUUUUCAGGCCUUAGCUUGAUGCAUCAUGCUGUCACUUUUGUUACUACAUGCUUUAAGGUGUUUUGUAUGCAGAGAAAUAUUUAGAGAGGCACAAGAUUCCUGCGACAUUUUAACAGCAGUUUCUUUACGAGCCUCAACACUAAUGCAGUCUCACACAACCACAAGACCUACAGGUUCUGACUGACAGGAUGUCACGGCUGACAGCUCACUGACUCACACACACGCUCGUGCAUCCACCUGCCUGUCUGUCAUUUACACAUGAUGCAAUCCUCUACCCAGAUGUCACACUGUAAGCCUCUUUGCAUCAUCAUCAUCUGUACUCUCUCGAUCACUCUCCACCCUAACAGUCACACAUGUGCCUUAGGUGCUUUUAAGCUUCAGUCUGCCUUUUCAUUUUCAACUUGAUUUAUAUUAGAUAUUACUGAGGAUUCUAAUGUGUUGCAAUGUGAUUACAGAUGGUAUCAGACCAGUUUGCUUUCAAGUGAACUUUGUUUGGGGUCAAAAGCUUGACAUUUGUGACCAUGCACGUAUGUUUACAAUUACAAAUGCAUUCUAGAUGAUUUGUCCUUCAGGGUAGUGCUUUCUUGUAACAUUUGUGACUAUAUGGAUGUCUUUAGAACGUCAAAUUGCUGUAUCCUAAAAAUUUAGAUACAAAUUUUAAGGCACACAUUAAAUUAUGUACAUUUUGAGUUCGGUUGAUGUUCACAGGUGUAGCUCAUAACAUUUGACAUGUCCAGAAAGUGCCCAAAUCCAGUUUUCCAUUUUAGUUUAUUAUUAUUUGAAAUGUAAUCACUGUGAUAGUAUUUCUUGAAAAUAAAUGUACAUUUUGGGGCCAUUGCAAGUUUAUGCAAUGCGUUUGAUUUUUAAGUCUGCUUUGUUUAACCUAAGUGUCAGGUAGUAAACCAGGUCGUUUCAGAGAUCAUGUCUGUGUAUAUAGUGCUUUUUGUGAUUAAACUCUUCGUCAUGCUC